Erigeron canadensis is the source of this 1874-nucleotide messenger RNA. RefSeq names its product aladin. The coding region runs from base 145 to 1458 and encodes 437 amino acids. Lineage: Eukaryota; Viridiplantae; Streptophyta; Magnoliopsida; Asterales; Asteraceae. The record is from RefSeq and is a predicted model, not a curated record. Gene Ontology annotation, molecular function: protein binding. Gene Ontology annotation, biological process: nucleocytoplasmic transport. Gene Ontology annotation, cellular component: nuclear pore. The transcript has 15 exons.
ACAGUAAGACCAGCCCUAGACUGACUGAAUAUGAACACUUUCUUCUUCAUCUUCACUCUCUCAAAUAAAUUUAAAUAUAAAUAUAUUAAUUAAUAAAAUAAAUAAAAACUUGACAAGAAGAAGAAGAAGAUAAAAAAGAAGAAUAUGCCAUCUUUUCCACAGCCAGGCGCUGUAACUCUUUGCGAAAUCAACAGAGACCUAAUUACUGCUGAAGAAUUAUCCGAUGAUCACGCAAAGGAAUCAUACGGAAAAAUACUCGGAAAAGUGUUUAGUCCGAUUUCGUAUUCGGUUGAGCAUCUGGUGGCGUCAGAUGGAGAUGUAGAAGUGCCUGUAAGCGGUUUGUCGAAGUUACUUAAAGCAGUUUCGUUUGGCCCGAUGAAAAGUCUAGUUGGUUUUAAUGAUGUGAAGCUAUUGCCUCAUGUUGAUCUCAGACGUCUUAGCUGGAACCCAAAAAAGGAUAUUCUGGCAUUUGUUAUGGCAGAUAAUCAAAUAGCCAUUCGUAAUUAUAGAAGUUCCGGAGAGGGGAAGGAUCCCUGCAUUCUUAUGAAUGAUCUACAAAGGGAAAUUAAACUUCUGGAAUGGAGGCCAAAUGCUGGGAAAACACUUUCAGUAGCCUGCAAGGGUGGAAUAUGUAUUUGGACUGCUUCGUAUCCUGGCAAUACUGCUUGUGUGAGGCCUGGGCUUAAUUCUAACAGCCUCUCUAGAGGUUCUGGAGUUAGAUGGACUCUGGUGGAUUUUCUUCGAAGCCACGAUGAUGAGCAAAUAAGUGCCCUUUCAUGGAGUCCAGAUGGAAGAUAUUUAGCUUCUGCCUCAUAUAAGAGCUCAUCGUUUACAGUAUGGGAUGUUGCUCAAGGAGUGGGAACACCUAUCCGUCGAGGAUUAGGGGGCAUAUCACUGCUUAAGUGGUCUCCAAGUGGUGAUUAUUUUUUUGCUGCAAAGCUCGACGGAACAUUCUAUCUGUGGGAGACAAACACAUGGACAUCAGAACCGUGGUCUUCAACAAGUGGCUCUGUCACGGGUGCAUCUUGGGAUCCUGAUGGGCGUAUGAUUCUUAUUGCUUUCUCUGACUCGCUAACACUAGGUGCUAUACACUUUGCUGCAAAGCCUCCAUCACUUGAUGCACACCUGCUACCCGUUGAGUUGCCGGAGCUGAAGUCUUUAACCAACAGUGGAGGUAUUGAGAAGAUAGCAUGGGAUGCUUCAGGAGAGCGUCUGGCUGUGUCAUUUAAAGAUGGCAAUGAACUGUGCAAGGGUCUAAUCGCCAUUUAUGACGUUAAAAGGGCUACUCUCAUCACACCAUCUUUAAUUGGUUUCAUCAGAGGGCCUGGAGAUGACCCAAAGCCUCUAACAUUUUCAUUCCAUAACAAGUACAAACAGGGGCCACUGUUAUCUGUUUGUUGGAGCAGUGGAAUUUGUAGCACAUACCCCCUCGUGAUUCGUUCACAAGUACUUGCUUAGCUCAGAGCUUUUGCUCUAGUAUAUGCUCACUGCCUUACCCUCUGUCAAACUUCAUAUGCUGUUCAGUGUUCGUCUUGACGAACAUUAGUAGAAGAUUCUUGAUUUGCAUCAAGAUGUAGAAGAUGGUAAAAACAAUCGUGAAAGUAUGACAAAUUUUGAUCCUGAUAGAGCCACAUUUCUUCAAUGUGCUCGGCAGUUUCUAGUCUAUUCUUGGAAAAAUAUAACAUUGUACGUUGUAAUAUCCUUCUGUGGAGAAGUUAUUAGAUACUGUAUUAUUAUUAGGACCAUUUCAAACAUGUGCAAUGCGGUACCCUGUCAAUCGGUUGCCUAUUCUUGUGUUACUUUGGUGAUAGUAGUAUUUUCGACGAAUCUAUCUGUGUUUUAAAUUUUCCAAUUAUUAGUUUUUAUUUUAUCUA